Dicentrarchus labrax (European seabass) is the source of this 7463-nucleotide messenger RNA. RefSeq names its product raftlin. NCBI's taxonomy places the organism in Eukaryota, Metazoa, Chordata, Actinopteri, Moronidae. The transcript is spliced from 10 exons. The record is from RefSeq and is a predicted model, not a curated record. The coding region runs from base 635 to 2710 and encodes 691 amino acids.
AACUGGUGCGACUGCUGGAGAGAUAGGCAGAGAGAGGCUGUGCUGAACAGACGCUGGGUCAGAACGCUCAGUUGCUUCAGACAAUCACGGGGGAGCGAGAGAUCAGACACAGGAAAAGAAACAGAGAGACAGAGAACACCACAUAGACAGAUAGAUUGAAAAUAGAGAAAAGGGAGUCAGAGACAGGGGAGGGAGGUAAAUAUGUGACAGGAUGUGGUUUCCCUGAGCUUGCAGAACAUCGGUAUACAGGCAUACUUUGAGCAUGACCUAAACACACCAAGCUUACAAGUGUGUUUGAGCUCUGUUAGGUGGCGAGGGGGAAGACGAGGCAAACCGCUGGAGCUGCUGCUGCUGCUGUGCCUGUAGAGCCGACAGACGCUCUGGUUUCUCUGUUGCCUGCCAGAGGAUUGUGUUUCGUUAAAGCCAGCCAGCUCCACAGCAACCUCAGUCAGCUUGUCGGACAGGAUCUGAAGCCGUCCUCCAUCCUCUCUUUGUGCUGGUCUGCUUCUAAGUAGAAUGUGUUUCUCUGCUGGAAUUUUUGGUCCUCUUGCUGCCUUCGAGUCCAAGCAGUGAACUUUUCAACGAUAUUGUGAAACAGGGUCCGUGCACAGAGAGACAGACACACUGUGGAGCCAUGGGCUGCGGGCUGCGUAAGAUGAAGCCAAUGUCGGAGGAGAGCAGUCCAGGGAAGAUUUACUCCACCUUGAAGAGACCACAGGUGGAAACCAAAGUGGGUGUGGCCUACACCUACCGCUACCUGGAUUUCCUCAUCGGCAAAGAUGGUGGGACGUCCACGCUGCGUCUCUCGUCGGUGCGGGAGCUGCCAGGCCAGCUGCAGGAGCUUUACCAGCAGGGCUUUGUCCUGGCAGCAGUUCACCCAUUCAUCCACCCCUGUGGUCCAGAGUCCAACAGCCCUCAGCACCAGCUUUACCGGGCCAUACUGGUCCGACUCAACGACGGGGCGGAAUGGAGCCAGUCAGUCUGCCCACCGUACAAACUACAGCUGGAAGAGUGUCUGUCUGCUGAGCAGGUGCCCACCGCAGAGCUCAUCCAGGGCUACGUCAAGAAGCAGAUCCAGGAUGCUGCUGACCAAGGGGUGAUGUUUGUGGGAUUUGUCCAGGAACCCUAUGGGGCCCCAUGCACCAGGAUCAGAGAACCAGACACCCCCUCAAUUUCCCUGCACUCCAGCCCCAGCUCUGUGCUCGGUUCCCUGGGCAGCUGCAGCCCCUCGAACCCCUCAAGCCCCAGAAACCAUGCAGAACCUGGAGCUCAAGCUGAAGCAGUGGACAAAGAGGGGAAUGAGGAAGCCUCCUGUAAGUCUGGGGAAGGAGCACCGAGUGGGGAGAAGAGUCAAAGUGAGAACACUGGGAACCAUUCAGGGGGCGGGGUGGAGGGCAGUCUGGAUGAGGUCUCGCCUGCGGCGUCUCCAGUAUCAGAGGGAGAUCUGGAGCACACGGAGGAACUGACGGUGGAGGACUCGCCGUGUCACAAUAACAACAAAGACAGUGGCAGAGACACAAAGGAGAGGCCGAGAUACCGCCUGCGGAGGGGUGAUGGGGCGGAACUGCUCGCUUUGUACAACCACCCGCCAGUCCGAGAGGGCCAGGUGAAGUACUACACUGUUAAGGUGCCACUGCGAGUUCAAAACUGUGAUGAAGGGGUCAAAGGUGUUGAGGCCAACUGGCUGGAUCACAUGACCCAGCACUUCAACAAUGGAGCCUCACUGGUCGAUGGAUACUUCCACCUGGGCAACGUGAACGAUAUGCUGCCUAAGUCGGUGGAAAGUGUCUUCAUCUUCCAGGAAGGGAGCGAGAGCGAGCCGAACGUAUCCACCCCGACAUAUGACGCCAUCGUAGUGGAGCAGUGGAGCGUCAUUGAUGGUUUGCAAGUGAAGGCAGAUUAUGUUCCCCUGCUUCAGUCCCUGGCCACAUAUGGAUGGAGGCUCACCUGUGUUCUGCCAACUCCCGUAAUCAAAACUAACAGUGAUGGAAGUCUGUCCACCAAACAGGUUGUUUUCCUACAGAGACCCGUCUUGGGCCGAAAGAGGAGGGAAUCAAAGAAAUUGAUCUUCAAGCCCCGGAGCAAGUCCAACAAGAACUGCAUCAAAGACACAGCAAAGAACAAGAAGAAGAAAAAAACUAAAAUGGAGAGGGACACAGAGGAUCCCAAGAUUCUUGAUGACAAAGAAAAGGUUGAGAAAGAGGAAGAGAAAAGUAGGGAUGAAAGGGUGAAUGCCACCGAUGUAGAGUCAGCAAGAGAAAGUGAGACAUCGAAAGAAAGGGAGGUGGGGUGUGAGGAAGAUAGAAAGGUUGGUGACGGGAUUGAAAUCAGCAUUGAGACAGCGACAAAAGAGAAACGAGCAGAAAAUAGCAAAGAAGAAGAGGGAGAAGAAAAAAUAGCACUGGAUGGAGUGGGGUCAAAAGAGAAUGGAGAGCCUUUCGAAAAUGGCGAGGUCCAAGAGGUGACGGAAAUCGUUGCGACUGUCGAAACACAGAGCAAGACCAAAGAAACGGAGGAUGAGGGCGUAGCAGAAGUUGAAGCUGUGAUCGAAAACGGGGUUGCGACGGAUGAGGAAAAAGACGAGGACGAAGAGGACGUGAUCAAACGCAAGACAGAAGAGCCAGCAGGCGUAGAGAUCAAUGCCAAGGAGAUAGUGGCGGAUUCACUGGCCACACCGACUAAUCAAAACCCAGAGGAGACUCAAGAGUAGCCCCGAGUAGUCUAAGUCAAGGUUUUUCCCUGCCCUACCUCUCAAAUUCCCCAUCUUAAGAACUGAUUCACAGUGUUGUCCCUGAUCCAAAUUAAAGGGGCUUCAAUCCCCAUCGCUGCAACAUUCUCCAAACCUACCAUCAUUCAUAGACAAGUCCCCCGCAACCUGCCACAGUAUAGACACAGAACAAUUUCAUGUAACUGCAGACAUCAGCCCUACUGUGUAACCACACAUACUGAAUGUAUAUAUCCAAAACAGGAGAUUUUGGUGCAGGAUAGUCAAUGUGGAGACACUGGAAUAAUUGGAUGAGGGGGUUUGAAUACUGAAUGAAAAUUAGCUGCAUUCUUCUUUUACUUAUGAAGAAUGACAAACAGUUUAGAGGCCUGGUCACACCAGCAUGUAAAACAACAGCAUUUAAAAAAAGAUCAAAGGAAGCAUAAUCAAUUUCUUUCUUUAUCUUUUGCACAAGUUUGAUACACAAAUUUGCACCAUUAACCAAUCAAUUAAUAGAAACUAAUCUUGACAGUGUUAAACUUUGAGGCAAUGGUGACUCUGACAGUCAAAAUGGAGGAAGCUAUCGUAUCUUGUUAGCUGUGUUGCACCAACCACUUUUACCUCCUCCUAUUAACCUCCUCUGUCAGAGUAUUAACUGCUCCACAAAAGAGGCAGCCUCUGAAACAAGGGUCAAUGCUACAAAUACCUCUUUUGAAUAAACUGUGUGAACUUAUUGUCCCGUUGGCGACUGAGAUAACUAGCCAACGCUCAGACUCUUUAUUGAAUGAAAUGGUGUAUAAACCAGAAUUUAAGAGGGGAGUGAACAGGACAGUACUGAAAAAAUAAAAGCUAGGAAACUGUUGAGACUGACUAACACUUUGUGUUAGCAGUUAGCUUACAAGAUACAGUAGUCUACCAAAUAUCCCUGCAAAUAGUCCCUCCCUCAUCAAGCCUCUAGAAUUACAAAUUUCUCAAAGGUACGGAAAUAAAUUGCGCUGCCACUUUCUGGUGUGACCGGGCCUUUUCUUUCUUUUUUUGACGUCAACUUUCAACGUGUCUAAGUAGGGUUCAUUAGAUACUGAAAGAAUAACAGUUUUUUUUUUUUUACAAUAAUGGAUAGAAGAAAGUUUUCUGCUUGCUUUUGAAAAAUGAUUUGAGAAACGUAUCAAAACAUGAGUCCUAAUAGAUCUACCCAGUUAUAGCACCUGUUACAAGGUGUACUUUCACCUGAGAGUUGAGCUCUUUUCAGUUUGUGAAGUGAGCUCCAAAAUCCAAAAGGCAGGCUUGACAGGACAAAGGCCUUCUUCAUCCACACGACUGACAAUAUAAAGGCAGGUAUGCUCAAAAAAGCAUAUUACGUGAUCACAGACUGUAUCACCAUUUCUUGUUCCUUCGUUCUGUGCAUAGAAAGUUCUGAUGUGGAGGGAACUUGGAGGAGAACGCUGGUAGAGGUGAAGGGAAAGACGUUUGUUGCGACAGGCAAUCCAAAGUAGGGUGAAGAGAUAAUUGUUUACGCUGAGCUCUAAGCCGUCAAGUGCUUCAAAGAGAGCCGAUAAUCACUCUUUGGUGUGGUGUGCUAAGCUCACCUUGCAUACAGAAUGUUCCAUAUUCAAAACCAAGUCAGAUAAGGAUGUGAAAUUCAGCUGAAUGUUUGCAGCUUGAGGGCAGAACUCAUAUUUAGAUGCACCUAGUUAGCUUUUACAUACAGGAGUGAGGAUUUAUUUCCACGCAAAGCUGCAUUUUUAAUUAAAUUUCAAGUCAAUGGCCACAAACAAAAGCUCUUGUCAGUGUGGAAACAAGGUUAAGCUGUGUGGUCAGGACCGAGCAUUGUUGUUUACUGAGACCAAGACUGCAGAUUGAGAAGGAGAAAUUGAGACAAAGAAAACGGUUGAGAGCGAAAGAGAAAGACCACAGAGCAUAGAGAGUCAAAUAAAAGAAAUGAAUUGGCUCAUUUAAAGUAACGACCGUUUGCGUCCCACAUUCCCCACUGAGAUUUCCUUCAUUAUUUUACCUCCAGCUCUUUAAGCACCUCUUACCAGACAUCAUUUCUGACAAUAAGCAAGUCAUAAUGUGCUGUUUCACGGCAUCAAGUAGCUUUCCAUUUUAAAAGGGGGGUGGGUGGGAGGAGGUGGGAAGGGAGGAAGGUGGGUACAUUCACGGUGUAGAGCUCUCAUUAGCUCACUAAUGGAUUUUGUCAGUGGGGUAUCUGUCAGGAAUCAUGCAUUUAUAAUGGGGGUCACUUAUUGAGGGGGGGUAUUGACAGCAAAACACCUCAACAUGUCAAGCAAAUAGCCUUCAGAUUUACUGGUGAUGUCAUAGGGAAUCAUUUGCACUGAGGAGGAAGAGUUUGUAUUAAAAAUUUUAAAUUUAGCAAGGAAAUUACACACACUUCAUCAUAAAAUAUGUCAGAAAACGUAUUUAUUAAAAUGUUCACAUUUGGUUAAUCAAGAACUUAAACUACCUGCUGUCCUGCUUUAUACAGACUAUAAUUUGUCAUAAUUUGGAUCUUUUGUUUUAAGAGAAUAGAUGAUACCUUGGUCAAGAGAAAUGUCUCCUUUUUGGAGAUGAAACUCUUCAAUUACACACAAGUAAGAUCGAUUAUGCUGAAUAAGUGCUCUCCUUAAUGAAUCCACCCGCCGCUGAGAUUUUUUAAAAUGUAAAAUGGCAAGUGUUUUUGUGUAGAGUAGAAUAUAAAAACUGUGACCAGCUUAGCCUUAUUACUAUACUGUAAAUGGCCCACAAUCUGCUUUUAGAAACGUCUUUUAGAGGCACAAUGGUGAUUUAAGUGUUAUAUGUUUGUUAUAGUCAAACAAGAAAGUUUUGCUACAGUCAGUGUUGGUAUUUUGAAGCUGUUGUUCCCUGUUUUAUUACUGGAAUUCAGAGUGAGGGGAUAAAAGAUUUGAAGUGUUUGUCUAUAUGAAGGUAAUAUGUUUUGGAUUUAUUUUUAAAAUGUUUCGAUUUUUUAUUAUUGUGAAUGUUCUGUUUUUGAGUCAAGAGAUUUCAUGGUGACUUUGCGUUGCCUCUGCUGUUCCGCUAAAGCUUGCUAAAAUGUAUUUCUGACUGACGCUUUGAGCUACCUCCCGAGGGCUGUUGUUGGUUUUAAACCGAGGGGUCACAGCGUAUGUGACCCCUUGAAACAUAUGCUCCUUGUCCUCUCGCCCUCCACUAUGACAGAGCCCAGACCUGUGAGCGUGAGGUCAUCGCUAAUGGCAGACAAGGUCAAGGAUCAUAUUUGGGCCGGAAUGGAUUUUCCACAGCUGUACACAGGAGUUUGCACGAGCACAUGACUAAUAACCACUAUAUUGAAUUAAGAUAUGAAGUCAUAUCAUAAUAUUCUCUGUGGUAUUUUCUUCUUCUUUUCUUUUUUUUUUUUUUUUCUACUUCAUACAGCUGCUUUUAGCUUUCGGCUGUUUGAGCUUUAAUAAGCACUUAUUGUAUUCAAGAGAUAUUUUGUGCUGCCUCUUGCAUCAGAGCUGCUGAGGAGCAAAUGAGACUCAGCUGUCACUUUCACACGUUUGUCAGAAUGUGACGAAUAUAAAGUAUGAAAGGCAAUACCAAAAGAAGCCUUUUGAUAGCUGACGAGAUCAUUAUGAAUAUAUGAAAUUUCCCUACUGAAUCCUGGUCAGCUUAGUUUUCAUCAGAUUUAAUCAAUUUCUUCAUUUUCUCCAGCAUCAAGAUAAAUGUUUUAACUGUCAUCUAUCUGUUUAUGAAUAUGAAUUUAUUUUAGUACUCCUGCCUUUCUCCUUUUUUCCCCCUUUUUUUUUAAAUUUGAAACUGUGACAUUCAUUCCCCUCUGGCAUCCUGUGAAAACAGUCAGGUCAUAUUCCACUUUAUCUAGAAGAGCAGAGUUUGGAAAAUCAGUUAAGCGUCGAGAUGAUCUCAUGUGACUGUUUUUUGACUCCCACUACAUUCCGGUUGGACAUCCACAAACAUGGAUGAUCGUAACCUUGACACAAGUUACAACCGGUAACCCUGUGUCCGCCCGUCCUACCUGAGGCCAUGGCCUUCAGGGCCCCAUCUCUCCCUGAUAAGGGCUGAUUGGUUGCAGUGCAGUCUAACCUCUGACAUGAGCACACUCCAGGGGACUGUGGGUAAUUGUGAUAUUUUUUUUUCUUGGUAUUACGAAAAAGAAAAACACAUAGAGGGAGAAAAAAAGCGAGGCAGGAUUUGACACUUCAUCAGUUAAAUGAUGCUGAACCAUGUUAACUUAGCCGUCCGUGAAAAGAAGGAGACCUUUGACUAAUGUUAGACUUAAAUAUACAUUUGCAGCCUUCUACCCAUUUGUGUAAAAAAAAGGGUAAUAUACAGUUUCCUGUCUUAUAUCAGCAUAAUUGUCUCUGAGCCUCAAUAGUGGCGCUGGUGCAAUCGUUCUUGGUAAUGCUGUAAAAAAUAAAUAAAAAUGUAAUGGUUCAUUUCCUGUGUGCUACUAUGAUGUGAAAUGGGCAGAGUAGUAAUGACAGAACAUGAUACAAUAGGAUGCCGUCAUUUUUUUUUUCCUGUGUUGUCACUUUAGCUUGCUCACAGCCUCUGGAAAAUGUAUUCUUAGGUUUUUGUCUCUGAUGUUAGUUUUUUAUCACCUCGGCUGCCAUCUUGAAUGUUGAAUAUCUUUGAUCAUGUGCUGAUGUCACUUGCAUAGCAGUGUUUGCUAUCGAGGAAGAAAAAGUAUUCUUUAUCUUUGCUAUCCUGAGUAUGUCCACAUUCCUAUUGUUCAUGACAUCUGUACAAUUUGUAUAUUAUAAAAUGAUUUAUAUUUAAUGUG